UUAUCAGUUAGAGAGGCGUGGGCGGGACUCUGCGCACUCGCUCGUUCUGCAUCUCGACAGAAAGGUAAUAAGCUGCACUUUCUCUGCGCGAGGAGAGAAGCAUCUCUCGUUCUCUCUCUCUCUUUCUCUCUCCACAGUCCCGGUGGUACCGUGUAAAGGCACACUCUAACUAACGGCAAUAGGCUACUGCUACAGCCCGAGGAUCUGCCCGAGUACAAAGGGAGUUGACUUACUUUGCAUUGACAGCAGAACUGAGUUCCGUUCCUACGUAGACUAAGGAGCCUAUGAGAUUCUUCUCAGGUUUCAGACUGCAAGCGCACCUGGAUAAACCCGAGAGCUUCUCCAGUCGAAAACAGAAGACAACGUGAGGCCAGCAUAGUUUGCUACUGAAGGAAGCGUUAAGAAUAUGAUUCUCCAACGGCACUUGGUGUUUCUCCUGUAUAGCUUCUGUGGAAUCGCCUCGAAAGUGGGUGCAACCACUAAAACCAAAGUCAAAGGGUUGUCGGGCCAGUUCCCCCUGACCCAGAAUGUGACGGUGACAGAGGGGGGUACGGCCAACAUGACCUGCAGAGUGGAGUACAAUGACCAGACCUCCCUCCAGUGGUCAAACCCGGCACAGCAGACACUCUUCUUCGGGGACAAGAAAGCCUUGAGGGACAACCGGAUCGAGCUGGUUCGGGCAACGUGGGCGGAGCUUACCAUCAGCAUCAGUGACAUCAGCCUAUCAGACGAGGGCCAGUACACAUGCUCCCUGUUCACCAUGCCUGUCAAGACCACCAAGGCCUUCCUCACUGUACUGGGAGUCCCAGAGCGACCAGAGAUCACAGGGUUCACUAAGCCAGCCAUGGAGGGAGAUGAGAUCACUCUGAUCUGCACCACAUCUGGCAGCAAGCCUGCGGCACACAUCCGCUGGUUCAGAAACGACAAGGAAGUAACAGGCACUAAGGAGGUCAACGCCACAGGGAAGUCGUUCACAGUGAAGAGCACUCUGCAGCUGCAGGUGGAUCAGAGUGAUGACGGGGUGGCCUAUACCUGCAGUGUGGAGCACGUGUCUCUUUCUUCCAACCCUUACCAGGUCACAGAGGUCCUGGAGGUCCAUUACGCCCCCCAUGUGGAGAUUUCCCACUCCGUGAUCAUCCCUCAGGAAGGACAGUACUUUAAACUGGAGUGUGUCUCCAAAGGGAACCCACUACCAGAGCCAGUGUUGUGGUCUAAAGAUGGAGGGGAGCUGCCUGAUAUAGAGAGGAUGAUUGUAGAGGGCAGGGAACUCACCAUCACCGCCCUCAACAAGACAGACAACGGCACGUAUCGCUGUGAGGCCAGUAACUACCUGGGGACUAGUGGAGCUGAAUAUGUCCUGUUUGUAUACGGUGAGUGUCUUACAUAG
Oncorhynchus tshawytscha (Chinook salmon) is the source of this 1387-nucleotide messenger RNA. Its product is annotated as cell adhesion molecule 2-like. NCBI's taxonomy places the organism in Eukaryota, Metazoa, Chordata, Actinopteri, Salmoniformes, Salmonidae. The record is from RefSeq and is a predicted model, not a curated record. The transcript has 8 exons. The coding region runs from base 407 to 1387 and encodes 326 amino acids.